This is a messenger RNA of Puccinia triticina, 2223 nucleotides long. RefSeq lists its product as uncharacterized. The transcript is spliced from 14 exons. Gene Ontology annotation, biological process: phosphatidylinositol dephosphorylation. Gene Ontology annotation, molecular function: phosphatidylinositol-4,5-bisphosphate 5-phosphatase activity. The record is from RefSeq and is a predicted model, not a curated record. Bases 1 to 2223 code for a protein of 740 amino acids. Lineage: Eukaryota; Fungi; Basidiomycota; Pucciniomycetes; Pucciniales; Pucciniaceae.
AUGGAUUGGUUGCUGAAAACAGUGCAGCCUACAAAGAUUAAUCAGACUGAUAUCUACUCAGUUGUUCUAGAGAAGGUAUCACCUCAGGAACAUGUUAAAUUGGUUACGUUUGUCGAGGUCGUCACUCAUCAAACAGCUCCGCCAGCAAAGUCCGCUCAAAGCAAAUCAGUGAUCUUGGCGAUAAUUUGUAAUGUGGAAUCAGAAUUCGAACAAUCAUCUUUGCUGUUAGUUUCCUGCGCUAGCCAACCGAGUGUCAUUUUGGCCGUCUUACCAAUCGUCUCAGCGAUGGACAUUUCGAUUUCUGAAGUCACUGCUUCGGUUCAGGAACCAACCAGGCUUGCAGAUGACAUCACUCAGGAUGCCCCCAAAGUUUUGCGUUGUAAAUUUAGUAUCGGAGGCGAUCAACUCAUUGAAGUAUCGAGUUUGGAUAGACAAGCGUUGAAAGACGCGAUUUCAGAAAUUCGAAGACUCACGGCGAUUGCUGCUGAGCAUCAAAUUUGGAACCCUGAUCUCCUUGGCCCGUGGAUUGAUCGAUACAUAUCUCGAAAGAAAGCCACAUCCCCAAGCAGCCCAACUGUUUCGCCCGUUGAAGUCAACCUUUCCGUACAAGCUCGCCUAUCAAAGUUGCUCACUUCACCACCCAUCUCCCCCUCUGCAACGCUCAGUACACCCUCCCCCAAUUUCCCGAAACCACCUAGUAUUGCCCCUGACCUACCGGAAUGGAGGCAAAACUGGCUGAAUGAACGACUCCGCGAGCUCGAAGAUGAUUAUGUCACCUCGAAGGAAAUCAAAGUAAGGGUUUGCACCUGGAAUGUCUUUGGCAAACAACCCAUCGGAAGUCUUCAAGAUUGGAUCGUACCGGAUGCAGAGAAGGAUAAAUCUGAUCUCUAUGUCAUCUGUUUACAAGAAAUAGAUGAUACUCCUGAAGCAUUUAUACGAUAUACUCCGCAGCGAGAAAACUUUUGGUGUGAAGUGGCCCAAAAGUCAAUUGAGUCUAUCGGGAUGCAGAGAGUGAUCAAGGUUUCCAGUCAGCAGCUCGUUGGCUUGUUGAUCAUUGCCUUCGUAGAUGAAAGUAUUGCCAAGGACAUUUCGAAUGUUUCAAGCACCUAUCUUGGCACUGGCGCAUUAGGGAUGGGCAACAAGGGCGCUACGGCUGUUCGUCUCAAAGUCUGUGACACUUAUCUAACCUUGGUGAAUAGUCAUCUGGCUGCCUUUCAAGAACAAUAUGAGGCAAGAAAUCGCGAUUAUCUCGAGAUCUGUCGAAGGAUCACUUUUCCGACCCGUCCUGGUCCACCGCGAUCAUUGGUUUCAAUUCCCCAGUUGAGGUUCCCGGGCGAAGGCCCAACUGCGCCACCGCCUAACGCCGAUAUCUUCCGCACGGGACACUUGAUUUGGGCUGGUGAUCUCAACUACCGCUUGAACACCACCUACGCACAGGCAAAGGCUUUGGCUGAAAGCCCAUCAGUUGAAGACUGCAGCGCUUUGUUAUCAUUUGACCAACUUAAGCAACAGAUUGAAACGGGAAAAGCAUUUCAACAGUUCCAAGAAGGCGUUAUUGAGUUCAAGCCGACCUACAAGUUCGAUGUUGGAACCAAUAAUUUUGAUACUAGUGAAAAACAGCGGAUACCUGCGUAUACAGACAGGAUUUUGUAUUUACCGGGAAGGGUGAACGACAUUCAGAUUCUAUCGUACGACAGUUACCCAUCGAUCACUUGGAGUGAUCACAAACCAGUGGCCUCGACAAUGAAAAUGAAGAUCUACACGGUUAUGACGGAGAAGAGAGAUAAGAUGCAAAAUGAGUUGUUAAGAGAGCUAGAUGGAUUGGAAAACGAGGCAUUACCGGACCUCAAAGUCGUGCCCGAAGGGAUCGCAUUCAACUUUCUCAACACUUCUCAAGACGAGACUGGAAAUUCCAAUCUUGUCAUCAAUGGGGGCGAACUGGUGGGAUCUUCCAUUGAAUUAACAAAUCUCAAGAAGUUCUCAGUCGCUUGGCAAUUGGUUCCCAAGAAUGGGGAGUCUAACGUUUGCGAAGAUUGGUUGAAAAUUAGCCAACUCUCGGGUAAUCUGUCCGCAGGUGAAUCAACCCAAAUACAUUUCGCAAUCGAUCCGAUUGGAACCAAUCGACGACGAAGUCAACUUGGAACGGACGACUUGACUGAUGUUGUGAUACUAUCAAUCACAGGCGGAAGAGAUGUGUUUAUACCAAUCAAUGUCGAAUUCUGA